Messenger RNA from Eimeria maxima, 2874 nucleotides. RefSeq lists its product as hypothetical. Bases 1 to 2874 code for a protein of 957 amino acids. The transcript has 2 exons. NCBI's taxonomy places the organism in Eukaryota, Apicomplexa, Conoidasida, Eucoccidiorida, Eimeriidae. The record is from RefSeq and is a predicted model, not a curated record.
AUGCUGCUUCCUGGUGCUCUCCUCCUCCUGGGAUUUGCCUUCCCCGCGGAACUGCGAGUCCGCGGACCCCCGGGGCCCCCUGCGACCCUGGGCCCACCGGCCUUGGUGUCUCGAGGGAGUACAGCUUCCGUUGGUGGGCCCCCAAAGACCUCUUCUGAAGAGACCUCUUCCACACGGUGGGUGUUGAGCAGCAAGUCAUGGGUCGGCUCAGAUGUGUUUCUAACAUCCAAAUAUGCAUUCUUGGUGGGGUUGUUCCUCAUAGACAUUCCUGGGGUGACCUUUCGGUUAGCUGCGCUGCUGCAGGAGGGUCCCCUAGAGGGGGGGCCCCUUUUGUGCCCUUUGCUUCUCAAAAACUUCGUUUGGCUGGCGCUAAGACCCCUCCGCAUGCACCAAUGUGUGCUGGCAGAGAAGGAAGAGGCGCAGUGGUUCCAAAGAGAGGUCCUCACUGUAGCAGCAGACGCGUUGCUUCACCCUCCUGCUCCGGCUGCUGCGGACACAGCCGCAGCAGAGACCCCCUCCUUGUUCAUGGGCCACCGUGGCCUUGCUUCUACUCCUCCACUUCCAAGAGCAUCAUUAGACGGAACUGCUGUACCUGCAGCAGCAAGAAGGAGGCCCCCAGACAAAAGGAGACAGGGUACCGCAAGAGGAGCCUCUCAACGAGGACGCGGGCAACGUAGACGUGAGUCUUUCAAACCUGAAGCAGCAGAAUCAAGGGCGGUUGCUGCUGCUGCUGCAGCUGCUGUCCACGAGAGACAGCAAGCCUUCCUGUUACACCUCCUGGGUAUGGAUCCAACAACUUGCCCUACAAGCAUAGAGCUGUCUCUUUGCUCCGCAGCCGCAGAAGCUAACGAUGUGUUGAUAGCAGGGCCAGGUUCGCCUGGGAGAGAAGAGGCCCGUUCUGCAGCAGCAACAGCAGCAGCAGAAGCAAAAGCACGGCGAUCAGCUUCAACGCUCACAGACGUGCAGCAGCAGCGAACACACAGGAGGCCGCUGGAGGCUUUACUGACGUACAAACCCCGGCGCAUCUUGAAAUUGCUGGGGAAGCAGCAUGAAGAGGCGCAAGGGGGUACCCACUCUGCAGCAGAAGCAGCAACAGUAGCAACAGGAGAAACGGCAGCUGCAACAGCAACAGCAGCAGCAGCUGCAGCGGCAAAAGGUGCAGGAGCUUCGAAGAAGCACUUAAGACCUAUGUUACCCAAAGCCCUUACCCUUGAAAGACUAAGGAGACUCCACAAAGAAGGCAUUAGGCCGGAGGGACUGCGCAGCUGCUUAUCUGCUGCUCUUGAGUCUUCUGCUGCAGUAACAGCCUCCCAUGACUCUUCAGCAGCGGCAGCAGCAGCAGCUGCUGCAGCAACCGCAAGGGAGAACGCAGCUGCAGCUGCAGCCAAAAAGGCUCCAGAAACAGCUGCAGCAGAAGCCCAAGCUCAAAGGCAACUGGGCAGGAGGCUUGGAGGGCGUUUGCUGUCUCUUCGUGUUCUUCCAGGCCGCCGCCGCUCUACCGUGCCUUCCCUGCUGCACCAAACCGAGCAGCAGCAACGGCGGCAGCAACAGAAGCAGCAACAGCAGCAGCAGGAAAAGCAGAAGCUGCAGCUGUCUGUACCGCUCCCUACUUGUCCUGUGCGUCUGCAGUCGUAUCCAGGGACACCUGCCGAUCCUUCCGAGGUGACAGUCUCUGUGACAAGUAGGGCAGGGUCUCCUUCUCUGUCUCUGCUGCAGUGUUCUUCUCUGUCGCCUUGCAACCGUGUUGCUGCGCUUCCUAAGGGGGGGAGGCCCCAGGGGCCCCCUGUUCAUUCUCUCCAAGCCCCACAUUUCAAACCACAACAGGUAAGGGGAGAUGAGGCCCCUGGGCUGGGUCCUGCUGCUCGAAAGACACACAGGGGUCCCCCCGCUGUUGUAGGUAAAUCCACCGAGGGCACUCCGCACAAACCGUUUGGGUGCCGUACUCCCGGAGGCCCCAGCCAUAGUGUAUCCUUAGCCCAGGCCUUCCUCAACCUACAGGCACAAGACAGCCAAGAUUAUGGAGACAGCGACACCUCAGAAGCAGCAGCAGCAACACCAGCACGGGCAGCAGAAGCAGUAACACCAGCAGCGGGGUGCCGCACCUGCAGUUCCAUUUCCACUAUCCACCCUCUUCCAUACACCGACGAGGCACGGGCCGCUUUUGCUACAGCCGCUGCUGCUCCAGCUGUUGCAGCAGCAGCUGCUGCUGCAACAGCACAUAGUGAACUCAAGACAAAGGACGGAGAAAAUGUAGACACCCCAAAUAACUGUUGCUGCUGCUCCUGGUUACUGCAUCUGGGGAGGAGACAGCGAGAGGUUUCACAGCCGCAGCAGCAGCACCGCUCACAGCAGCAACACCACCAGCAGCAGCAGAAUCGGCAGCAGCGGCGGUCCCGCGAUAUUAUGGUACAGCACCUGCAGCAGGGCGUGGCGAAGGGGCAUUCAUCGUCGUACCCCUCUAAGCAGUUGAUGGAGUCCCUGAGGAAGAGGCAGCAGCUGCUGCUGCAGCAGCAGCUCCCCCUUAAAGGUGUCGGCAUAGGUGUGCUGCUUCAUCGUUUGCUACGGCUAUUGCUGUGUCCAAGGGGAAGGGGCUUCGCUGCUAUAAUAGACGACGGGGUAUGCAUGCAGCGCAAGCAGCAGCUGCUGUUGGCUGCUCUUGCUGCUGCACCCCACUUAGCGAAGCUGCUGCUGAUCCUACGUCCUUUCCUGGGUCUGCUUCCUUUGCUCCAGCACUUGCAGCAGCCGCAGCAAGACGAGCAGCAGCCUGCCGAUGGAGCAGCAGCACCCCGCAGCAACAGCGUAGAUACACGUGCCGCAGGCGUGCAACAGCAGCAGCAGCUGCUGCUGCUUCGCAGCACCAGCAGCAGCAAGUAG